Molecule: messenger RNA, 2607 nt
Organism: Fusarium odoratissimum NRRL 54006
Lineage: Eukaryota; Fungi; Ascomycota; Sordariomycetes; Hypocreales; Nectriaceae
Exons: 4
Coding region: 103-1224 (373 amino acids)
Source: RefSeq, a predicted model, not a curated record
CGACAUGACCUUCCUUUCUUUGCUCAAGAGUAUCUAUUGACACCACUAGUGGCACUGUCUGUCAUUUCACCCUUUCAUUGUCAAAAUCACAGCGUUUUUAGUAUGCCACCUCGAAAACGUCCCGCUGAUGAAAUCACCAGCACUCGGCGAAGCUCGAGGAGAGUUUCCGCCACUAAAAGUCAAUACUUCGAAGGCAGUGAGGAUACAGAAGAAAGUGAUGCGCCACCACCGAAGAAACGUGGAAGGCCUCCGAAGAAGCAACCUAAAAAAGAAGAAUCCGAGGAACCCUACGAAGAUGAGCUAGCGCAGGAGCCAGAAGAAGAAGAGGAUGAUGAUGACGAAGAUGACGAGGAUGCGCCCCCAAAAGUUACUAUCAUUCCAUUGGAGAAGUUGAGAGACACAGAUGGUGUAGAAUAUGAAGAUUUCAAAUUACACAAGAAUACGAUGUUGUUCUUGCGAGACCUCAAAGCUCAUAACCAGAGGCCUUGGCUGAAGUCGCAUGAUGGAGAGUAUCGUCGCGCUUUGAAGGAUUGGAACUCCUUUGUUGAGUGCGCGUCCGAAACCGUUAUAGCAGCCGAUGAAACGAUUCCUGAGCUUCCCAUCAAAGACGUCAUUUUUCGAAUCCAUAGAGACAUUCGCUUCAGUAAAGAUCCUACACCUUACAAGCCUCACUUCUCCGCUGCGUGGUCUCGAACUGGUCGCAAAGGCCCAUACGCCUGUUACUAUAUCCACUGUGAGCCUAAAAAGUCUUUCAUCGGUGGUGGCCUAUGGUGUCCCAGCGGCGACCAAAUGCAGAAACUCCGCGCCAGCAUUGACGAAAGGCCAAAUCGAUGGCGCCGCGCACUCAAUGAUGAGGCCUUCAGGCGCAUAUUCUUACCAAAGGCUGCCAACAAAUCUGAUCCCAACGCGGCGCUACUUGCUUUUGCGGAAAAGAACAAAGAGAAUGCGCUUAAAACUAAACCAAAAGGCUUCACGGCAGAACAUCGUGAUAUUGCGCUGCUGAAGUUGAGGAACUUUACUGUUGGAACGCAGAUCGACGACAGCAUCUUCUACCAGGAUGAUGCCCAGGAGAAGAUCAGCGAGAUUAUACGCCCUAUGGUUGGAUAUGUUUCGUUUUUAAAUAGCAUUGUCAUGCCGGAUCCUGGCCAAGAUGACGAUAGUGACGAAGAUGAGGAUGAAGGAGAAGAAGGGCCUAAUGAUGACGAAGACAGUGGUGAUGACUAGUCAAAACCCAUGGCUAUUAUACAGCCAUUGGGUAAAAUCUAUAUUUAGGGAUGAUGCAAGCGGAUCUAACUGCCUAUUUAUUUAAUCAUAUGCUUUAUCAUUUCAUCUAACACAGAUCGAACAUAGCAACGCUAGGGUCGUGAUCGCUGACCUCACCAGCCUUGUCCUGCCAAGUGUUGAUAUGCAGAUGCUCAUACUUGAUACCCCUGCGCAACUCCUUGCUGAUGUACAUAUGAUCCAGAGCCUGGCAGUUGCUGUCGAAGAGAUAUGUGUAUCGCUCUGUCUCAGGGAUCUUGGCAGCCUCAUCAACAUCAACAAGACCGGAUGUCUUGACGAAAGUCUCAAGGGGCGCAACGGCGGCGAACUCAUUAAAGUCACCAGCGGCGAUAACGUGGGCCUUCUUGUCCUUCUUGAGGAUCUCUGCAAUAAAGUUCUACAAGUUGUCAGUUGGGCUUCAUGCCUAACAGGUUUCAUACUUACAGCAGUAAUUUCGGAUUGCUUGGUGCGUUUCUCGACACCCUUGUUCACAGGAGUGCGGGCAUCGCCAUGCAGGGAAGUCGAGCCGCCCUUGCUGCCAAAGUGGACGUUGACAGUAAAGAAAGACUUCUUUGUGCCCUUGACAGGCUUCCAUUCAGCCACGAGAGGCUUGCGGCUGUCAUCCCAGGCAGGGUUGGCAGGGUCAAUUCGUCCAGGGUUGUACUUGAGCGAGGGACCAUCGAGAACGGCGUUAACGUCGUUGGGGCCACCCUGAUUGGGCUUGACGAGCUCAACUCUAUCAGGGCGGUAGAGAUAAGCUUGGCGAAUGUUACCACCGGGCUGGCCACCGUCCUCGUUGUUGUCAGGCUCGACCUCGGCCCACUCGUAAACAACACCGCUGGACUCCUCAAUGCCAUCGGCCAGAGCAGCGAGAGUCUGGUUGGCGGAAACGACACCGUCAUUGGUAGCGCCACUGUUGUCCUGGACUUCCUGGAGGAAAAGCAGGUCAGGAGUUCGCAGCUUCUCAACGAUCUGCUUGAUGACAAGAGGCAAGUGGGCAGAAGCAGGGUUAAGGUUCUCGGUGUUGUAGUCUGCAACUGUGAUGCCCUUGCAAGAUCCCUUGCUGGUGAAGCUGACGGCAGGGUGCUCAGCGUUGGAAGGCUUGCUGACCUUGGUGGCAGUCAGGGGAAGAAUGCGGUAGAAGCCAAAGGCGUAUGAGACCACGCCAGUGAUAUCGCCAACGUAGUCGCCGAGCUUAGUAUCAUCAGGGUUCUUGGUUCCAUCGAGAGGUGAGCCGAUGAUGAUGGCCUCAGGGUUAGCAUCUAGAUUGUUAGCCAAGGAAACACUCAGAUUGAAGCCUUACAUACCGUUGCCGACCAUGGUGAGACCGCCGUGCUUGUUCAGACC